AUGCCCACGAACCCCCCUAAGCGCCGUAAAGGAAAAGGAGGGUCGGAGCCGCGGCUGAAGCUCGUGGCCCCGGAGCCCCCAUGUGAGGAAGGGGAGUUGAACUGGGCCUGGGAUCCUAUUAGUGCCGCGGCCCCGUCCUUUGGCAGGGUGGACCCCCCUUCUAUUACGCUGUCGGAGGCCCCCCUGUCCAUCCAGUGGGACCUCCGCGAGGCCGCCCCCCUCCCUCUGCACGACCCCCACCGCCACCCCCCCUAUGAGCGACUGGUCGAGACGUGGGAGAAGGCCCAAACGGGGCUGCGGGCCGCCGAGGCCGAGGCCCGCGCCACGCAGGGUCUUCUGGAGGACUUCCGCGCCCUCGAACAGGCGGAGAACACACACGAGGCGGCCGCGCAAACCCGCCUCGCCAACGCCCUCACCACCUUACGGAAGGAGAUCGGCGAACUGGACGACGCCCUCAUCGCCGAGCUAACCGCAAGCGGGGAGGAACUUUUGGACGAAAUCGCUGAGGAGCUCCGGGGGCUUACCGAGCUCGCGGCGAACGAUCGCACGAUCAAGGCAAGCUUUGCAGAGCGAACCGCCAGCCUGGCGGAAUGCGAAAGGGUGAAGGACGCCUACUACGACGAGCAUCAAACCGCAGUCCGAGAGAUUCGGCGUCUAAGGGAAGAAACCAAUACCAUCCACAACCAGGAGUUGAACGAGAUGGUGGCCACGCUAAUGCGGACCUCCGAGGAGCUGACGGCAUCCCUCUUCACAGACUCCACGGAAGGCGGUGUGGGUUCAACAACCGGCAAGGAUAGAAGUUUGGGAUCGGUGAUUCAGGGCGAUAAAAGCCCGGAAUACCUUGUGAAUGAUCUGAUUAAAUUAAAUCGCGAAUCAAGCGCUGCUCAACAGCACCAGACGGAGGCCAUUCGCUCUAAAGCAUAUCUCCAGCGCCUUGUGACGAUGGAGAAAAGGCAGUUGGAGGCCGCCAAAUCGCGUAAUGAGCUGCUUAAAAGGCAGUUGGAGGCACUUAAAAAAGGCCCCCCGCAACCCGCUCCCCUUCAUCCUAUCCAAGAAGUUAUCGUGGGAGGCGAAGGCGAGAUCCCACACGACAGGGAAAAAAGCGGGAUCAAUCAACUCGCAGAGGCACGGCGGCAGCUAAACUACAUCACUAAAGAGUGUGCGGAGGCUGAAGCCUUGUUUAACCAGCUCCGUCAAUAUCAUUUCUCACAGUUUGGUGGAUUCUACUACCCCACUAAGGCUUCUGGGGUAAUCAAACCAACCGCACAAACCUAUUUGGAUCCCACCAUUGGUGCCGCCAUUCGCCAGGUCGUUAUCGAGGCUACCAUUGAGCUGAAUGAUGCCUUCAUAGGGGCUUUUGGAGACCCUGAUAAUGUCGAAGGAGGGAAAUGCUCGGUUUUGGAAGGCCUCAAAAGCAUCACCUCGCUUCGAAAACGAAGGGCAGUUCAAAACUAUGUGGUGAGGAAAAUUAACAAUCUUUUUAAGUAUGGGAACCUAAAUCUACCACACGCUGCUAAAAUAUCAAUGUAA
Messenger RNA from Phytomonas sp. Hart1, 1530 nucleotides. The record is from the annotation of a GenBank genome assembly. Lineage: Eukaryota; Euglenozoa; Kinetoplastea; Trypanosomatida; Trypanosomatidae.